This is a messenger RNA of Purpureocillium lilacinum, 1458 nucleotides long. RefSeq lists its product as uncharacterized. The record is from RefSeq and is a predicted model, not a curated record. Gene Ontology annotation, molecular function: FAD binding. NCBI's taxonomy places the organism in Eukaryota, Fungi, Ascomycota, Sordariomycetes, Hypocreales, Ophiocordycipitaceae.
AUGAGGCCAUCACGGAGGCUCGCCAUCUCGGCGUUGAGCAUUAGAGCGACACUGGCUACAGAUUGCUGUCGCGAAUUGAGCCAGGCUAUUGGGCAGGCCGUCGUCAACUUCCCGGGCUCGUCGCAGUACGAUGCCACCGAGGCCUCAUACUGGUCCCUCCAAGAGUCCGAUCUCAAGCCGGCAUGCAUCGUUCGUCCCACCAGCGCCCAGGGCGUCUCCAGAGCAAUCAAAGUCAUCAAGUCCACACCAGACUGCAAAUUCGCCAUCAAGGGCCAAGGUCACAGCCCUGCGGCGGGCUUUGCCAACGUCGAUGGCGGUGUCACUCUGGAUAUGACGAGUCUCGCGUCCAUCGAGACAAGCAGCGACCAUUCAGUGGCCAAGGUCGGUGCGGGAGCUUCCUGGCUCGACGUAUACCGCCACCUUGAUCCGCUAGGCGUAGAGGUCGCGGGUGGGCGAAACGGCAACGUCGGCGUUGGCGGCCUCCUGCUUGGAGGCGGCAUCUCGCACUUCACCACGCGCGUCGGCUGGGCAUGCGAUAACGUGGUGAACUUCGAGAUCGUUGUCGCAGAUGGUAGUCUCGUCAACGCCAAUCGCACGUCUCAUCCCGACCUGUUCCGUGCCCUCAAGGGCGGCGCCAACAAUUUCGGCAUCGUAACACGCUUCGAUCUCGCUACGUUUCCGCAGGGGAACAUCUCCUCUACCAGCCUUGUUCAUGACAUCUCUCAACGGGAAGCGGUCUUUUCGGCAUUCACCGACAUCGCCAAUACUGUUCCCUUUGACCCCUACACUUCACUCGUGAUGGGCCUGCUCUACAACUCGACAUCCGGUCGCUGGAUAAUGUCUACGUCCGCCGUUUAUACCAAACCUGUCCUCAACCCUCCAGUGUUCUCCAAUCUGCUGUCAAUUCCCAGCCUCUCCAACAGUAGCGCUAUUACAUCCUUGUCCACGUUGGCCGAUGAGGCUACAACACCUCCGUUGAACUGGCUCUUUGCAACCGCAACAUUCAAGGCGUCGACUUCUCUAUUGGUCGACAUAUUCGAGGUCCUCAACGAGACACUUUACUCGUUCAAUCCUCAAGGAGGUGUCGUUUGGGACGUCGCGCUCGAACCGCUCGCCGGCGCUAUGCUAUCACGUCCCCAGAGCAAUGGCGACAACGUUCUCGGUAUUGAAUCCAGCGACAAAGGCUUCGUCCUUCUCUUGUCCGCGCUCUGGCCCAAUUCCUCGUCCAGGCAAGCCGUCCAAAACAGAGCAAAGCAAGCUCUCUCUCGCGUAGAGGCGUGCGCAAAGACGAAGAAUCAGCUCCAAGCAUUCCAGUACCUCAAUUACGCAGCUCCCUACCAAGCUCCUCUGGCGUCGUACGGCCAUAAGAAUGUUGAGUUUCUUCUCAAAGUCCGCGCUGCGUAUGAUCCGGAGGAGAUCUUUCAAAAGCGUGUUGGAGGCGGCUUCAAGCUGAGCUGA